Alligator mississippiensis (American alligator) is the source of this 885-nucleotide messenger RNA. RefSeq names its product gamma-aminobutyric acid type A receptor subunit beta1. Gene Ontology annotation, molecular function: neurotransmitter receptor activity; extracellular ligand-gated monoatomic ion channel activity; GABA-A receptor activity. The record is from RefSeq and is a predicted model, not a curated record. The transcript has 6 exons. Gene Ontology annotation, cellular component: neuron projection; GABA-A receptor complex; membrane. NCBI's taxonomy places the organism in Eukaryota, Metazoa, Chordata, Crocodylia, Alligatoridae. Gene Ontology annotation, biological process: nervous system process; regulation of membrane potential; monoatomic ion transmembrane transport. The coding region runs from base 1 to 885 and encodes 294 amino acids.
AUGGAGAACACACUGUCUUUGGAUUACACACUCACUAUGUAUUUCCAGCAGUCCUGGAGAGAUAAAAGGCUUUCUUACUCUGGAAUUCCUUUGAAUCUAACUUUGGACAACAGAGUAGCUGAUCAGCUCUGGGUUCCAGACACGUAUUUCCAAAAUGACAAGAAGUCAUUUGUUCACGGGGUAACAGUGAAAAAUCGAAUGAUUCGGCUACAUCCGGAUGGGACCGUCCUUUAUGGCUUACGAAUCACAACAACAGCAGCUUGCAUGAUGGAUCUACGCAGAUACCCAUUGGAUGAACAAAACUGCACCCUAGAAAUUGAAAGUUAUGGAUACACAACCGAUGAUAUCGAGUUUUACUGGAAUGGAGGAGAAUCUGCAGUAACAGGAGUUAAUAACAUUGAGCUCCCACAGUUCUCAAUUGUUGAUUACAAGAUGGUAACAAAAAGAGUGGAAUUUACAACGGGAGCAUAUCCCCGACUAUCGCUCAGUUUUCGGCUUAAACGAAACAUAGGUUACUUCAUUUUGCAAACAUAUAUGCCUUCCACGUUGAUCACAAUUCUCUCAUGGGUAUCUUUUUGGAUCAACUAUGAUGCAUCUGCAGCCAGAGUUGCCCUAGGAAUCACAACAGUGCUGACAAUGACCACAAUCAGUACCCAUCUCAGGGAGACGCUGCCAAAGAUUCCAUAUGUAAAGGCAAUAGAUAUUUACCUAAUGGGAUGCUUUGUGUUUGUGUUUCUGGCCUUGCUGGAAUACGCCUUUGUGAACUACAUAUUCUUUGGAAAAGGUCCCCAGCGUCAAAAAAAGGCCGCUGAAAAAGCUGGCCAGACUCCUAAUGAGAAGGGCAAACUGGAAAUGAAAAAAGUCCAGGUAACAGAUUCAAGAUGA